AGUUUGUUGUGGGCCGAGAAGAGUUGAGCCGUCAAAAUGUAUCUAAGUUAGUGAGCCGCGCGGGUAUCCGGGCCGUCGCCUCCGUAAUGCACCGGACGUAGGCAAUGUUUCAGUACUUUCAGUUCCGACGCUCCAGUCCGCCGCCGGGAGCGCACGGGACGGCCGCGCGACCCUUCCCGUCUCCCGGCCGAGACCGCCUCCGAACGCAAAGCCGUAUCAAAUAUUUACACAGCCCUAAUACUACUAAUAAAAUUUCAUCGCGCCACUUACCCUUCUCUCUACUCCCGUUCAAAAAUAUGAUUCAACAGUAAAGUUGCAGAUAGCAGCAAGUGCAAAAAUUCCGUGUUUUGUAUCCGUUACUGUAAUGGCACGAACGACAAGAAACCCUCUCGGGCUGCUGACGUCACUCGGCAGCAGCACGACCACUGCGACGGCGGUGCCCACCGCCGCUACCGUCACAGUUGCCAAGCAAAGUGCCAACAACAAAAGGCCUACACCUAUCAUCAUUUAUCCGACCGUGACUCCGGAAUCAAUAGUGGUGCCGAUUGUGUCAUGCAUAUUCGGUUUUCCAUUGCUGGCAUUGACCGUUAUAUGUUGCCUUCGAAGAAGAGCGAAACUUGCUAGAGAACGAGCUCGACGCCGAAACUGCGACUUGGAUCGCGGCGAGCUGUCCGUGGUGCGCCUGUCACCGGUGAAGGCGCGGGCGCGCGCGGUCAGCCUGGCGCGUGCCUCGCGCGCGCUGCCGGCCCUGGAGCUGGACACCGUGCUAGAGGAGCGCUCCGACCCCGAGCAGACGACGGUGUCGCAAGUGGAGAUGACUCCAGACCGUGAAGUGGGCGCGAUCCUAUUCGGAGCGGUGGGCGCAAUGGGCACGGCGGCGGCGACGGCGGCCGCGUGCGCGCGCGAUAGCUAGCGCCGGGGCUCGGCGCAGCUCGGCGCCCGCUCACCGCUCUGGGCCGCGCUGACCAGCCAACCGCUGGACGCCGACGACCCCGACCCCGAUGACCCGGACGCGGACGACCCCGAGCUGGAGAUCGACGAGCCCAGCUAGCAACUAGACGAACGCUCGGUGGCCGACAUCGGCGAGCAUAUCAAACUCUUCCUGGACAUUCCCCUUAGAUUUUAGUGAAUAUCAGCCGCAUAUCCGCAGCCUGUGAGGUGUCAAUGUUAUUGGAAACUAGAGGUUUCUUAAUCGGGCAGUUGUACUUAUCACUUGCAGAGAACUCCGCUUUGGGUAAUCUGAAUAAUAAAGUGUGAAUUUAAGAGCUGCAACAACUAAUCUCACUUUAUUGCUUGAAGACAGAGGGGAGUGCUUGGUUAGCGAUGAAAUU
This is a messenger RNA of Cydia amplana, 1331 nucleotides long. RefSeq lists its product as uncharacterized. The coding region runs from base 365 to 913 and encodes 182 amino acids. The record is from RefSeq and is a predicted model, not a curated record. The transcript is spliced from 5 exons. Lineage: Eukaryota; Metazoa; Arthropoda; Insecta; Lepidoptera; Tortricidae.